Neltuma alba is the source of this 670-nucleotide messenger RNA. Its product is annotated as HVA22-like protein e. The transcript is spliced from 5 exons. The record is from RefSeq and is a predicted model, not a curated record. Lineage: Eukaryota; Viridiplantae; Streptophyta; Magnoliopsida; Fabales; Fabaceae. The coding region runs from base 112 to 576 and encodes 154 amino acids.
GAAUCCGGUCUUUCCUCUUCCCCGCGAUCCAAGCAAUCCCCUCAAUCUCUAACCUCUUCUCUUUGCUGCCCCCAAUAAUCCAAUCAGAUUUCUCUGUCUCUGCCUAAGAACAUGGGCAAAUUGUGGACCUUGGUCACCCACCUUCAUUCGCUCGCCGGGCCGGUGGUGACUUUGUUGUACCCCUUGUAUGCGUCCGUGGUGGCCAUAGAGUCGCCGUCGAAGCUGGACGAUCAGCAGUGGCUAUCUUACUGGAUCUUAUACUCCUUCCUCACCCUCACAGAAAUGCUUCUGCAAUCAAUUCUAGAGUGGAUUCCGAUAUGGUACGAUGUGAAGUUGGUGGCGGUGGCGUGGCUGGUGCUGCCGCAGUUCAACGGCGCGGCCUUCCUGUACGAGAGAUUCGUGAGGCAGCAAAUCAGGAGAUACGUGACGCAGAGCCAUCAUCAGCACCAGCAGGCUUCUUCUUCUUCUUCGUCCAUAGCGACACAGAAGAAACAGAAGUCGCCUACUAACGUAAAAGGGAAGAAAAAGUUCGUGGAUUUCAUCCUCCCCAAGAAAGGUGAUCAUGACGUGUAUUGAAGGAUUAAUGAAGACGAAGGCGGAAAUUGCGAGUCUCGUCGUCUUGCUUUCACUUUCCCACCACAUACCUGUUUUUGGAUGUUUCUUCCUAAAG